AUGGCACUUGCCCCCAAGAGCCCGCGCGCGCCCGCCCUCGACAACUCGCUCGCCUCCCCACCUUCUCCGCCGACCACGACGACGACGACACCAAGGGCAAAGGCCCUCGAGCCCGUCAAGCAGCGCACGCACACGCCCUGGCCCGUCCUGCCGUCGCUCGCCGUCCUGUUGCCGAUCCUCGCCCUGUUCACCUGGACCUCGGUCCGCCUGCACUACGAGCUCCCGACGCCCGGCCACGCCCUGUUCUCGCCUGACGGCUCGCCCGUCUUUUCCGAGUCGCACGCCAUGCGCUACAUCAAGGACCUCGCCUCGUACGGCGAUGGCACGCCCCGGUACCGCAUCCUCGGCACGCGCGAGAUGGUCGAGACGGACCAGUACCUGCUCGACAAGGUGGCCGAGAUCCGCCAGGACGUCGUGCAGCGGCACCCAGACGGCGGCAUGCAGCUCGAGGUCUGGCACCAGACCGGCGACGGCACCCACCUGUUCGACUUCAUGGACAAGAUGGUUUGGAAGAAGUACAUGGGCGUCACGAACGUCAUUGUGCGCCUGUCGGACGGCACGGCGGCGACCAAGGCCAACGCCGUCCUCGUCAACGCGCACACCGACUCGACGCUCCCGAGCCCCGGUGCGGCCGACGACCUGUUCGGCGUCGCCGUCAUGCUCGAGGCGAUGCGGGUCAUGGCCAUGGGCGAGCGUCGCUUGACCAACUCGGUCAUCUUCUUGUUCAACGGCGCCGAAGAGUCGCUUCAAGAUGCCUCGCACUUGUUCAUCACCCAGCACCCGCUCAAGGACACGGUCAAGGCGGUCGUCAACAUCGAGGCGUGCGGCACCGACGGCAAGGAGAUCGUGUUCCAGGCGACGUCGCCCGAGAUGAUUCGUGCGCUCGCCAGGACGCCCUCGCCAUACGCGACCGUCAUCGCGAGCGAGAUCUUCCAGACGGGCUUGAUCCUGUCCGACACCGACUUCGUGCAGUUCGUUCAAUACGGGAACUUGACGGGCCUGGACAUGGCGCUCGUGCAGAACUCGUACCGGUACCACACGACGCUCGACACUGUGGACAACAUCGAGCCUGGCGCGCUGCAGCACACGGGCGAGAACCUCAUCCCGCUCCUCGAGUACCUCACCUCGCCCGAGACGACCAUGGGCAACUCGCACGAGUCGAUGCCGAUCCUGCCGCACGCCCCGACGUCGCACACCAUCUUCUUCUCGGCCCUCGGCGGCAAGGUGUUCGUCGUGUACAGCCGAGCCACGGCGACGCUCGUGUACGGCAUCAUCGCCGCCCUCGUCGCCGUCAUCGCGACCGACCGCGUCGACUGGACGACGCACAAGAAGGCGUACCUGCUCGGCGUCGUCGGCGUCCUCGGCGGCUUGGUCUCGGCGAUCAUUGGCGCAAAUUCGGUCGCGUUCCUCACGAGCAUAGUCCUCGGCAAGCCCAUGAGCUGGUUCUCGAACGAGGCCUACCCGCUCUUCCUGUUCGGCCCGCCGGCGUUGCUCGGCGUCGUCCUGUGGCAGUACUUCCUCGUCUCGAACCGUGUCCGCUCGCCCAUCGCCAGCGUCGCGCAAGAUGCGGCCGAGUCGUCCCUUCUUGAGCACGCGACACUCGUCGGUCUCGUCGUCUUCAACUCGGGCAUCACCUUGGUCGGCCACGCGCUCGGCGUCGGCUCGAGCUACCUGUACGCGAUCGGGUCCGUCUCGGGCCUCGCGGCGCUCCUCCUCAACGACUACGUCCUGCGCAACAAGAGCAAGGGCCUUCAUCUCGUUACCUACGUCGUCGGGCAGUCUCUGCCGCUCCUCGUCGGCAUCGAAGGCAUCAUCGGUUUCCUCGACCUUUUCGUUCCGCUCACGGGCCGUCUCGGCGCCGAGGCGCCCGUCGACUUCAUCAUCGCGACCUUGGUCGGCGCCAUCGGGUACCUGACCGUCCCCAUGCUGUCGCCCCUGUGCCACCGUUGGGGCGCCUUCUUCACUGCCCGACUCGCCGUCUUCCUCCUCCUCGUGUCGGCCUUCUCGAUCGGCUGGUUCACUCGCCCGUCAGGGUCGCCGUACGACGCCGCCCACCCCAAGCGCCUUCUCGUCCUCCACAUGGAGAACACGACGACGUCGCCGUCGACGUUCAACCUGCACGUCGCGAGCGUCGACGGGACGCCCUUCUCGGGCCUCGUCGAGAGCGCGACUGCCGGCUUGCGGGCCGCAGGAUCGGUCCCCGAGCCGACCAUCGCCGACGACCUCUCUGUCGAGUGGGACAUCGUCUACCCGGUCUCGCAGUUCCUCACGACGUACCGCAUCGAGCUUCCGCCCGUCGACGCCAACUACGUCGCCACGUGGACCGACUCGCUCAAGGUGACGGUGCAGCGCAACGUCCUCAACUCGAUCAAGCAGACCCGGCACGUCGAGCUCACGCUCGAGCACCCGGGCAUCAUCUGGCCCGUCAUGAGCUUCACCGCCGACGUUGUCGCCUGGGACCUGCCCCAGCCUCCUGAGCGAGGCGACGUGCGCCACCACGUCAAGUCGGUCGCGGCGUAUGGCGUCACGAGCUUCCCGCUGUCGGUCACGGUGCAGCUCACGCCCGAGCAGUUUGCGGCGGCCAUGCGCGAGGACCAACGCUCGAAGCAGCAGCGAGCCGACUCGUCGGCCGAGGACCGCGCUCUCGCGUCGCUCCGCAUCGACUACAGCGGCCUCGACGUCCACGGCAUGUGGCCGGCGAGCAUGCAGAGCGACGACGCGGUCGAGGACGCGAGGCGGCAGCUCGCGAGGGGCACCAAGCCGGGCAUGCGCUUCUUCGAGCAGUUCGCGCUCAGGCUCGAGCACGAGCCCGUCGACGCCAUGCUCCUCACUCUGCUCAAGCCGACGUGCACCUGCCUGCCCCUCCACGUCGCGCCCUCGACCCCAUCGCUCGCUCGCUCGUUCGCCUCGACUUCGGCACCUCGCAGCCACGACAACCCUCUGGGGCUCCCUCGCAAUGACGCUCCGCCGACCAUGCCCCGCAUGCAGCGCGGCCUGCCGCAGAAGUGCAGGCUCGACGGCGUCAAGAAGGUCGUCGUCGUGUCGAGCGGCAAGGGAGGAGUCGGCAAGAGCAGCGUCGCCGUCAACCUCGCACUAGCUCUCUCGGCAUUGCCGCACAGCGUGACGGGCGGUGCACGGCCAAGGGUCGGCGUCCUCGACCUCGACAUCUUCGGCCCAUCGUUGCCCAAGUUGAUGGGCCUCGAGGGUGCCGGCGAGCCCUUCUUGACAGCCGAAAACCGCCUCACCCCGCUUCGCGCGCACGGCUUGCCCUGCAUGUCGAUGGGCUUCCUCCUUCCCAACAACCCGCCCGACCCGACAAACCCGACCUCGCACCCGUCCGACACGCCCGUCGUGUGGCGCGGCAUGAUGGUCAUGAAGGCCGUCCAGCAGCUCCUGUUCGACGUCGACUGGCGAGCCGGGACCGGCGGGCACGACCUCGACAUCCUCGUCGUCGACACGCCGCCGGGCACGGGCGAUGUCACGCUCAGCCUCGGACAGCUCGUCGAGGUCGACGGCUCGGUCAUCGUCUCGACGCCGCAGAACGUCGCCAUCAUCGACACGCGCAAAGGCGUUGCCAUGUUCCGCAAGCUGGGCAUCCCUAUUACCGGCGCCAUCCUCAACAUGAGCCACUUCCUGUGCCCUGGCUCGUCGACGCCGCACUACAUCUUUGGCCGCCCCGACGCCUUCAACUCGACGUGCGCCGACCUUUCGCUCGACGUCCUCGGCCAAAUCCCCAUCGAGCCCGACGUGUCGUCCCGAGGCGACUCGGGCGCGCCCGUCGUCAUGCUGGCCUCGCCCGCUUCGUCGAGUGGCGACGAGCUCGCAGCGGGACCGUCCAAGGCGAGGGAAGCGUUCCUCACGCUGGGCGAGCAGGUGUGGCACCGGCUGCAGCAGGGCGCACGGGCGUGA
Messenger RNA from Rhodotorula graminis WP1, 3909 nucleotides. RefSeq lists its product as uncharacterized. The record is from RefSeq and is a predicted model, not a curated record. Gene Ontology annotation, cellular component: mitochondrion. Gene Ontology annotation, molecular function: ATP binding; 4 iron, 4 sulfur cluster binding; ATP-dependent FeS chaperone activity. NCBI's taxonomy places the organism in Eukaryota, Fungi, Basidiomycota, Microbotryomycetes, Sporidiobolales, Sporidiobolaceae. The transcript is spliced from 15 exons. Gene Ontology annotation, biological process: iron-sulfur cluster assembly; mitochondrial respiratory chain complex I assembly. Bases 1 to 3909 code for a protein of 1302 amino acids.